CACAACGUAAAGUCGGCUGUGCUUGAUUCAUUAAUUCUUCUUUCUUUCUUUCCAAACAAAAUGACAAAAGGUACGUCCAGCUUUGGAAAACGUCAUAAUAAGACCCACACAUUGUGUCGUCGAUGUGGCCGUUCUUCGUAUCAUAUCCAGAAAUCUACUUGCGCCCAAUGCGGUUAUCCAGCUGCUAAGUUACGUUCGUAUAAUUGGUCUAUUAAGGCUAAGAGGAGGAAGACUACUGGUACUGGUCGUAUGCGUUUCCUUAAAGUGGUUAGGAGACGUUUUCGUAACGGUUUCCGUGAGGGUACCCAAGCCAAGCCCCGGAAAUCGGUACAAACUAAAUAAAAUCCUUACGUGUAUUAAAUCCAGGAAUAUUUAGUUGAAACGUCUUUAUGCUUUGCUUCUUUAAGAGAUAUGUAUAAAAGAACGGCUUUUUCAGUUUAUUUGAUAAAGCUAAAUAAAAAAAUCGAAGGCUUUUACGUCAAAAUACUUUGGAUUUCAUUGAACGGAGUUUUUAGAGAUUUUUUCUGUUUGGUCGUUCAACACUACGAUCAAAGUUUAGUAGUAAUAUUUUUUGAUUGGUCAGAACAUUGAGCAGUAUAUGCAUUAUUUUUAAUCUUUUCCUUGAUUACAAUCUCAACGCUAAUUAAUAAAUAUUUAUUUAUUGAUAUUGUCGAUGUGUUAAAGCUUUAAGGGUAAAAAAUGUGCGGUUUGUAUUAUCUUUAUUCCGAUAACGGCGAUAUGAUCUCCAACUAACGUCACUACCAGAGGAUCGAAAAGUUGAAUUGGCCUGACCUCUCACCAUCGUUGCUUGUCGGAUACCCGUUGUUUUCACCCAAUCAUUAAUACCAUUUGGGAUUUUCCUUUUCGCAAGCGGGACAAAAGAGAAAAGCACCUGAACCAAAGUACUUGGUUGAUAUGGAAGGGAAUUGCACCUAAUCGCAAUGGUGAAGCAAUGUACAAUCACUUACCAGCCGGAAAUCAAACAAUGAAGUGGUUGUAUAAGCUACAUCAAAAUGAGUUGGGUUAUGAAAUAAUGAUGCAUCGCAUCUCAAGCAAAGAGAUUUGACCAGAUAAGCUUUAGUUACCUUAAACAAAUCA
Molecule: messenger RNA, 1098 nt
Organism: Glossina fuscipes
Lineage: Eukaryota; Metazoa; Arthropoda; Insecta; Diptera; Glossinidae
Gene: RpL37a
Product: probable 60S ribosomal protein L37-A
Exons: 4
Coding region: 61-342 (93 amino acids)
Biological process (GO): translation
Cellular component (GO): ribosome; cytosolic large ribosomal subunit
Molecular function (GO): structural constituent of ribosome; RNA binding
Source: RefSeq, a predicted model, not a curated record